Messenger RNA from Antrostomus carolinensis (chuck-will's-widow), 1047 nucleotides. RefSeq names its product mitochondrial ribosomal protein L37 (gene MRPL37). NCBI's taxonomy places the organism in Eukaryota, Metazoa, Chordata, Aves, Caprimulgiformes, Caprimulgidae. Gene Ontology annotation, biological process: translation. Gene Ontology annotation, molecular function: structural constituent of ribosome. The transcript is spliced from 6 exons. The annotation marks the transcript as partial. The record is from RefSeq and is a predicted model, not a curated record. Gene Ontology annotation, cellular component: mitochondrion; ribosome.
GGGGUCCGGCAAGCGCAGUGGCUCACCAAGACGAAGCUGGUGGCUGGGUUACCCCCGUCCGUCAGCAGCAUCAUCGACAACCCGGCUCACCAGCUGGAGGGCCUCGAGGAGGGGGUGAAGCGUGCCAUCUCCCACGCACGGCUCUGGAACACGACAGAAGUUGCUCCCAGGAGAGAGUAUUAUUGCCCAGUACUGUUUGAAGACUUGAUACAUUUAUGUCGGUCAAUGUCUACGAAAUAUCCUUCUCUGGCUAAAAGAAUGUUGGCUAGAAACUACAAGAUAGCAGCUACCUGGGAAAGAGAAUCUACUCUCCUUCAGGUCCGUGGCCUGAAUGGAAUACUUAUGAACUCUAUGACCCCAAUACCACCAGUAGCCUCCAAGGAGGAGAUAUUGGCCACUGAAGAACAUGUUCUGGAGACCUUCUAUCCCAUCUCUCCUACAAUUGAUCUUCAGGAAGUGAAUGUUUACAAAGAGCUCAAUGAUACAGGUUUUAGAGAUGGUUAUCCGUACUCUCAUCCUCACACUCUGUUCUUCUUGGAAUCGGCCAACGUUCGUCCUAACAGGUUCAGACCAGAACAACUUCGUGCUAAAAUGCUGAUGUUUGCUUUUGGCAACGCGCUGGCAAAGGCUAAGGUGCUGUACGGGAAUGAUCCCAAGGUUUUGGAGCAGCCAAUAGUGGUGCAAAGCGUUGGCACAGAUGGCCAGCUCUUCCAAUUCAUGGUAUUCCAGUUAAAUACAACAGACCUUAUCUCUAGCGAUGGCAUAAAAAAUCUAGUCUGGAUUGACUCUGAUCAGAAUCUGUAUGAAAAAGCCCAGUGUGUUCCAGAAGUCAAGAAGAGAGUUGUUACGAAGCCCGCUGGAAUAUAUGGCUUUCAGCCAGACACAUUCAAGAAGUUUCUGGCACUGUAUCUGCACGGAACUGUGUGAAAUUCAGCUCAAAUGAAAAUACUUCACCAACUGUACCUGCUGCUUCUUUUUGCCAGAACCAUCACAUAAUUAAAGAAAGGUGGUGGAUUAAUUUACCUUCCAAAAUAAAUUAUAUGGUUA